Messenger RNA from Eufriesea mexicana, 1038 nucleotides. Its product is annotated as phospholipase A1. Gene Ontology annotation, biological process: lipid catabolic process. Gene Ontology annotation, molecular function: serine hydrolase activity; lipase activity. The coding region runs from base 32 to 1006 and encodes 324 amino acids. Lineage: Eukaryota; Metazoa; Arthropoda; Insecta; Hymenoptera; Apidae. The record is from RefSeq and is a predicted model, not a curated record. The transcript has 7 exons.
UGUGUAUACAGUGAGCUACUUCACAGGAACGAUGGUUCCCUACUCACCUUUGGCGCUAAUUUAUCCAACGCUGCUCACGGUGUUGUCGCAGAGCAAUUACACGAUUUUCCCAAACGACGAAGGAGUGCCAUACCUGGUCAAGCUCGACGAUAACCCAAUGUCUCUAAAGCAGAUCACCGAACUGGCUGACAAUGUUGACAAGACCACAUUCACCCUUUACACACAGAACAACCGUUACAAUGGACGUAACCUGAUAUUAAAUGAUGUGAAUUCCAUUAAACAGAGUAACUGGGACUCAAGGAGACAAACGAUUAUUGUCACUCACGGCUGGAACAGCGCUGGUACUAAGCAAGUUUGCACGCUUAUACGCGAUGCAUACCUCAAAAUCUCAAACAGCAACGUCAUUAUUGUCGACUGGAGUACGAUAGCGAACAACAUAAUCUAUUCUCAAGUUGCAAAGAGUGUGCCAACCGUGGCUAACCACGUAGCCGCUUUUGUGAAUUUCUUGCGUGCACAUGCCGGUUUACAAACGUCCAAACUGAAGAUAAUCGGACACUCUCUUGGUGCCCAUAUCGCAGGUUUGAGUGCACGAGAAGUGUCGAAAUCUAGCCGGGUACCGGAAGUUAUUGCUCUUGAUCCUGCCAAACCAUUGUUCGAUAGCAAAAAUCCUGGUGAAAGAGUUGAUAAGACAGAUGCAAACAAUGUUCAGGUUAUUCACACAUGCGCUGGAUUACUGGGUCUAGAUAAAGAUGUUGGCACUUCUGAUUUCUAUGCUAAUGGAGGAAGAAAUCAACCAGGAUGCAGCAAUGACUUAUUGGGGUCUUGUGCACAUGGACGCAGUUAUGAAUAUUAUAGUGAAUCUAUUACAAAUGCUCAAGGUUUUGUUGGUAUAUCUGAGAAUGGUAAUUCAAAGGCAUAUAUGGGUGGUCCUAUUCUUGAUUCAAAUGCUAGAGGAGCCUACAACUUUAGAACUACAAGUCAGCCACCUUACGCGAUUGCUGGAUAAAAAUUUUACACGUAAUUUGCAUAUAUAUUAUA